Messenger RNA from Heterotrigona itama, 2594 nucleotides. Lineage: Eukaryota; Metazoa; Arthropoda; Insecta; Hymenoptera; Apidae. The record is from the annotation of a GenBank genome assembly.
UUAGAAAUUUACCUCCUAGAAAUCUUGACAUAACGGAAAUGCGUAUGUUAGAAAUCGUUAGGGGAUAGACUUUGUGAAACUCGCGAUCUUUUCCAUUUGAAGAUUUUAGGGCCUGAGCGAUCGAAUACAGUCCUCUUUAUCAGAAGAUUUAUCUCCAUUGCGUGACCAGAUCUUCUUUGUAUUACAACAUUUUCCUAAACAUUUAUUGGCAAUUAUUUUAACCAUAGAAAGCUACCACGGGGUAUCUGCCUUUGAACAAUCUCGAAAUCAAUUCGUUGCUAACACGUAUAUAUCUAUACUAGGUAGCAACUAAUAUCUCGAAUUAUCACCAUUCCCACUCUUUGUGUUACUAGAAUUUCCUAAAUGCUGAGACUUUCCAUGUUUAUUGGAGAUAAUAUAAUUAUAAUAUUAUUCAAUCAUAAACCAUGGAAAGUUAAGUAUCUGUCUAUCACAUUGCUAUCUAUACUAGGUAACAACUGAUAUCAGUUAAUACGUAUCACACUUGCGUAUCAGAAAGACAGAUUAAAGACAGUACGAUGAUUGACGUUAGAACGAUAUUAACCUAUAGCUUAAGUUACACGUGGCUUAAAUAUAAAUGCGUCGAUUUAUUCGUAAUGGCACGGUGUCGUUGUUCUUUUGCAUUGUUUCCGCCAAUGUUUCCGAUCUUUCCAUAGUUUCGCAUUUAUCAUACCCAUCACUGAAAAUCCCACGAAUCUGCUAAUUGUGAGAAAAAUACCAAAAAUUGAUAGAAGUGUGAAUCGAGCGUCGAGGCAAAUCGUCGAGAGAGUGUUUACGAAGACAGGAAGAGUCGAUAGCGAACACGAUAGAUUGUCAAAUCGAGGGGGGCAAGAGACGUCGUGUGUCGACCUCUGAGGUCGAGCUUCUCUCGCUUUCCUCCAUUUGUCAGUUUACCAGCCAAACCUGAUUCAAUCACCAGUGAGUGCGUUGGUUGUUUCGGUUAUUUCACGGGAUAUAUACAACAGAGGUGAAGAAGACAUGAGCUCUAGGAAGUCGAGAAGAGACUCGGAUGCUCUGCUGUCCAAGUUCGGGCACAAGGAGCUGCUGUUCAAGUUUCUGGUGAUCGGUGACUAUGGCGUCGAGUAGCUGCAGCUUUGGUUUUCGAUAUCUCGCGAAUAGCGACGUUCCAAUCGAUCAAAAAAUGGCUGUGCGAUCUAAGGGAGAAGGUUACGUUUCCAGACGGUUCGAACAUACCUGUAGUUCUCUUGGCGAACAAAUGCGAUAUUCCUUUCCCGGUAGUGCCCGUUGAACAGAUCGCCAAGUUUUGUAAAGAGAAUGACAUUGGUGCUUGGUAUAUAACAUCUGCGAAAGAAAAUACGAACGUUGAUGUGGCGAUGCGUUAUCUCGUGGAAAACGUGCUGAAAAGUAAACUGGACGGAGGAAUUCGUGAUUCUGUCCGAUUACGAGACAAGCCAAUGAUCUGUGAAAAGAGUGGAUGUUGCAAAUCGUAAUUGUAGUUUGAAAGUGUCAAACAAGUUAUCCGUAUCAUUUAUUCUGCUGCAAUAAUGCACAUCCGAAAGAUUUAGUUUUUAUAUUUGAUUUUAAUUUAUCCGCGAUGCAUAUGUUUUAAUAUGUAAUUUGUACGUCUACGUUAAUCACGUUACAAAUAUGCACAACAAUUAGAAUGCUCUUAAAUAUAUCAGAUAUUAAAUCUUAGGAAUAUGUUAAAUGUGUUUAUAAUAUAUAUUAUAUGUUAUUAUAUGUUAUUAUAUAUAUUAGUGUAUUUAUUUUAAAAUAAAUGCAUAAUGAAUUUUUACGACGAUUUACAGAGUUUUUAUUUCAUCUCAUGAAAUAAACAAUUGUAUUUAUAUAUUUUUAAAGAAACAAGAUUAAACGCUUACAGGGAGGAAAAUAGAAAUAAUGGGUUAAAAUGAUAAAAUUUCAAUUUAUUUAAUUUGUACUUUGAUAACUUUUCAACAUUAUUUCCGUUCGUCACUUAAUCGAGAAUAUUAAAUAAAUAUAAAGAAAAUUCAUGGCAUUAAAUUGGAUAAAAUUCAUUGUCUUCAAAAUUCAUAAUUGUAUCCUUAACAUAGUUUUACAUUGUGGUAACGAUUUAACGAAAUUAAUACGUAAUUUUUAUGUACAAGUAUAUUUACGUGUUAUCUUUGGUAAAAACUCGACGCUUGAUUGUCUGUGUUAAAAAUUAAAUACACAUAGUAUUUUUUUCAUCUUAACUUUUAUAAUAUCUAAUUUUUUAAUAGACAAAUAACUUAUAAUUUUAUUAUACAAUACUACUUAUGUUUUAUUAUGAGCUAAUCUAUUAUAGAUAAAUCUAAUAACAGCACUGUUAUGUCUUUGUUUAUUUUUUGAUUUUCUUCGAUUUACUUAACAAAUUCUAAAUAAUUAUACUGUUUUCAGAUCUCUUUUCUAUUUACAUAUUCUCUCUCAAUGAUCAUUUUCUUUUUCAUGGUAUAUUCUUAUAUUCUUAAUUGUAAAAUACAAGUGUUUCAUAAUAUUAAUGUGUGAAAGUUCUUUUAAUCAUGAUUUCAAUAAUGAAUAGUUAAAACUUUGAUUAUCAGAAUAAAUAUAUGAUAAAUUAUAUGGGAAUAUUAUACAAUCAUUGUAGGAAACAUUGA